AAAACAAAAGAGGAUAGGCAAGUAUUGAUAUUCGUGCCAAGCUCAGCUGAGACCCGAGUACUUCCCCAAUCCAAAUUCGAAGAGAGAAAACAGUGACGAUGUCGACGGACUUCGAUCCUGAGAAAUUCUCUACUCUCAAAUAUCCCGAGUUGUCGUACACUUAUUCCGAGAGAGAUGUAGCUCUCUAUGCAUUAGGUGUUGGAGCUUGCGCUAGGGAUGCGGUAGAUGCUGAUGAACUUAAAUAUGUUUAUCAUGAGAAUGGGCAGAAAUCUAUCCAGGUGUUGCCAACAUUUUCUGCUCUGUUUUCGCUCGGAAGUCUCAAGUUUCAUGUGCCAGGAUUGGAUUUUGAUCCACGCCUUUUGCUGCAUGGACAGCAAUACAUAGAAAUUUACAAGCCACUACCAUCAAGCGCUUCUCUAAACAAUACGGUGAGUCUUGCUGGACUCCAUGAUAAAGGAAAAGCUGCCGUUGUUGAGAUGGAAACAAAAAGUUAUGAUAAAGAAUCUGGUGAAUUGUUAUGCAUGAAUCGGACAACUGUUUUUCUGCGAGGCGCUGGUGGCUUCUCCAAAUCAUCUCAUCCAUUUUCAUAUUCAAACUAUCCAAAGAACCAGGGAUCCUCCGUGAAAAUUCCAAAAAGUCAACCUUUUGCAGUUUUUGAAGAUUGUACACUACCAUCUCAGGCUUUGCUGUAUAGGCUAUCUGGGGACUAUAAUCCUCUGCAUUCGGAUCCCAAUAUUGCAAAAGUUGCAGGAUUCACGCUGCCAAUACUCCAUGGGUUGUGCACACUAGGAUUUGCAGUCAGGGCAAUCAUCAAAUGUAUAUGCCGAGGAGAUUCAAAUAUGGUGAAAUGCAUUUCAGGCCGAUUCUUAUUACAUGUUUACCCUGGUGAAACAUUGGUCACUGAAAUGUGGCUCGAAGGGUCCAGGGUAAUAUAUCAAACAAAGGUGAAAGAACGAAGCAGAGCAGUGCUGGCUGGCUAUGUGGAUCUCCACCGUUUAUCUUCGUCCUUGUAAACCACUUGGUUUCAAUCCAUUUGUAUUAAUAAGCGUAUUGAAGCAUUGUUUGUAUAAGAAAGAACAAGGAAAGAAUAGCAAUAAGCAAAGCCUGUAUUAUGUC
Argentina anserina (silverweed cinquefoil) is the source of this 1116-nucleotide messenger RNA. RefSeq names its product enoyl-CoA hydratase 2, peroxisomal. The transcript has 11 exons. Bases 99 to 1013 code for a protein of 304 amino acids. NCBI's taxonomy places the organism in Eukaryota, Viridiplantae, Streptophyta, Magnoliopsida, Rosales, Rosaceae. Gene Ontology annotation, molecular function: (3S)-3-hydroxyacyl-CoA dehydrogenase (NAD+) activity; 17-beta-hydroxysteroid dehydrogenase (NAD+) activity; enoyl-CoA hydratase activity. Gene Ontology annotation, biological process: fatty acid beta-oxidation. The record is from RefSeq and is a predicted model, not a curated record. Gene Ontology annotation, cellular component: peroxisome.